AUGUGCUUCAUUGAAGUUGAAAAUGCCAUCACAUAUGCGGAUGGUCUUGUAAUCACCCUGCAGUCUUUUCUUGAAAAAGAAUUUAGCCCUUUAGAUGAAACAUGGCCGACAAAGAGUUUUGAAGAUCUGAGCGAGACUUUAUUAAGGUAUCUUCUGAGCAGUGACAAACUCGUCGUGAUCAGUGAGAACACGGUUUUUCAUGCAUUAAUGCACUGGAUUGAAAAACGUGGUAUUGAGAAACUCUCAGAAAGUCGUGAGCUUCCAUCACUAUUGUCUGUUGUCCGAUUUGAAAUGAUGACUGUUGAUUAUCUGUACGAUAUUGUUCAGCACAAUCCCAUCGCAAAGACGCUACCAGAUUUCCAUGAACUUUACCUAAGAGGAAUCAGUUAUCAUGCUCUAUCAGGAACAACACGACAACGGUCGUUGCCUCAACCAGUGACAAGAAGAGAAAAUCCAUGGUCCUCAAUAGUCUACACAUGGGAUAUACCGGGGGAUCAGUUGGAUUUGUUGGUGGGAAACGACAAAUCAUUCAAAUCAGAUGAAUUUUGGGUUUGUGGCUAUAAAAUGGUUUUGGUCAUUGAAGAUGUUUCCCAGGUUGAAAACUAUGCGAUGUUCCACGCUAAACUUUCUUUGGAAGUUCUCAAUUUGACCGAUCAAAGUGAAAUGACGAUUAAGUGGAAACCAACCAGUAAAACAAGUUAUAUAUCAACCUUUUGGGAAAUAUUCACGUUUAAGAAAGAAUCACGUGUGUCUUCGGUUUAUAUGAGAUAUAUAACGGCAACGACCCUCCCGCCUCUUAGCUCUCCAACGAAAAAUGUCUUCACCGGGACUGCGUCAAUUACAUCUAGGCCUCCACCACAGUCACGUGAUGGGAUAAAUCUUGGCAUUCCAACAACAAAUGUACCCACUGGUACUACGUCAACUACAAAGCCUUUGCAUGCGUUUUCUACAGAUGCUGCGUUAACAUUUCAGUCACGUAAUGGAGUGAAUCUUACCUUUCCAACAACAAAUGUAUUCAAUGGUGCUGCGUCAACUACAAAGCCUUUGCAUGUGUUUCCUGCAGAUACGUCUCAGUCACGUAGUGGAAUGAAUCCUACCUUUCCAACGACAAAUGUAUCUACGCGUGCUGCGUCAACUACAAAGCCUUUGCGUGCGUUUUCUACUGCUACGCGGUCGCUUCUAUCUCGGUCACGUAGUGAAUCUAAUCCUACCUUUCCAACUGCAAAUGUGUCCACUGGUGCUGCGUCAAUUACAAAGCCUGCGUUUGUGUUUUCUACAACUACGCCUCCAUCUCAGUCAUGUAGUGAAACGUAUCAUAACCUUCCAACAGCAAAUGUGCCCACUGGUGCCGCGUCAGCUACAAAAACUUCACUUUUGUUUUCUACAGCUACGCUUCCAUCUCAGUCACGUAGUGAAACGUAUCCUAACCUUCCAACAGCAAAUGUGCCUACUUGUGCUGCAUCAACUACAAAGCCUGCGUUUGUGUUUUCUACAGCUACGCUUCCAUCUCAGUCACGUAGUCAAUCUAAUCCUACCUUUCCAAUGACAAAUGUGUCCACUGGUGCUGCUUCAACUACAAAGUCUUCGUUUUUGUUUUCUACCUCUACGCCUUUAUCUCAGUCACGUAGUGAAACGAAUCCUAAUCCUAACCUUCCAACAGCAAAUGUGUCCACUUGUGCUGCGUCAACUACAAAGCCUUCAGCGUUUGGGUUGUCUACAGCUACACUUCCAUCUCAGUCACGUAAUGGAGUGAAUCCUUCCUUUCUAACGACAAAUGAAUCGACUGGUGCUGCGUCGACUACAAAGCCUUCGUUUGGGUUGUCUACAGCAACGCUUCCAUCUCAGUCACGUAGUGAAGUAAAUCCUGCCUUUCCAAUGAUAAAUGUGUCCACUGGUGCUGCGUCAAUUACAAAGCCUUCGUUUGUGUUGUCUACAGCUACGAUUUCAUCCCGGUCACGUAGUGGAAUAAAUCCUACCUUUCUAACGACAAAUGUAUCUACAGGUGCAACGACGUCUAAAACGCCAGUUUUUGCAUUCUCUGCGGAUACGUUUUCAUCCCAGUCACGUGGUGGAAUGAAUUAUGGCCUUCCAACGACAAAUGUAUCCACGAUCGCCAGUGCUUCGUCAAAUCAAAAUGCAAAUCCUUCAUCAAGUGUUAGCAAACCAGCUUCAGGUGAAAUAGGGAAAGUACUCACUGGCAUUAGCUUUUCCAUUUACGCAAAAGUAAAGUAAAUAAGAUAAACACGGAACUUUUGGUGCCAACGUGCAAUCAACUUGGUAUCCACUAUAAAAAUAAACGAUGUAUAACGUGUAAAUAGAUUACUACAUUAUAUUGACUUAGUCAACACAAUGUAACUAAUGUUGACCGUAGAGAAUG
Molecule: messenger RNA, 2377 nt
Organism: Dendronephthya gigantea
Lineage: Eukaryota; Metazoa; Cnidaria; Anthozoa; Malacalcyonacea; Nephtheidae
Product: mucin-3A-like
Exons: 1
Coding region: 1-2232 (743 amino acids)
Source: RefSeq, a predicted model, not a curated record